UUUUUUUUUUUUUUUUUGCACUUCUUCUCAUCCUUUUUUUUUUUUUUUCCUGAUCGCGUUGUUAUGCCAACAGUUAUUGUUAAAUUAGGAGGAGCCGCUAUUACAAAUAAAAAGAAUGUGAAUCAGUUAUCAUGCGAUCUGGAUCGUCUAGUGGAUCAAGUAUUUCAGUCCUAUCAGCAUUUACAACAGCUACCUGACCGUCAUGAUCUUAUUCUUAUUCAUGGUGCUGGUAGUUUUGGACAUCCUCCAGCGAAAAAAUAUCACAUCAAGCGUGGUUGGUUACAUGAUACUAUAGAACAACAAAAGUUUGGAUUUGCUCUCACAAGACAACAUGUCGAUACACUUCAUCACCAUUUACUUGAACGUCUACUUGCCUUGGGUCUUCCUGUUUGUACCGUGCCGGCGUUUGACCAUGUGGAAACAAAUCAAGGUCUCCCCAGUCAGGAAUCAAGUCAUCGGUUAUGUGUUCGUGUCCACCAACUUGUGUCUCUUGGUUUUAUUCCUCUUCUCUUUGGUGAUGCUGUCUUGGACACAUCCUUGGGCUGCACCAUCCUUUCCGGUGAUGUGCUCAUGUAUGAAUUGGCCUCUCAUUUGUCUAAUGUGGCUCGAUGUAUCUUUGUCACUGAUGUCCAAGGCAUCUAUUCAGAUGAUCCCAAAACAAAUCCUAAAGCAACUUUGAUCAAACAUAUCAAUAAUACACUGGAUAAUCAACUUUUUUUGGCUAAUACAAACAAAUCGAUCGACGUAACGGGUGGCAUGAAUGGAAAAGUGAUCUGGAUCAGACGGAUAUUACAAGAUACAUCGGUACCUGAAGUGAUCAUUUGUCAAGCUGGCUCAAAAGAAGUUCCUUACGCAAUCACUCUUCAACCUCUACUAACUGGUGAUGACUCCCCUUUGGAUCAAGUCUCCUUGACAUUAUUUACAAACAACUAAGAAUUUCCUGUCAAGUAUAGAUUAGAUUUAUUAUUAGUUAGUUCGAUUCGUUUUAUUAUUUCACUCUUUAUCUAGUUAUUCAUUCACUCUUAUAAUCUACCAUAUGUUGCAUACACGAUAUAAUAAAUCUUACCUUUUUUUUUCUUU
Molecule: messenger RNA, 1080 nt
Organism: Halteromyces radiatus
Lineage: Eukaryota; Fungi; Mucoromycota; Mucoromycetes; Mucorales; Cunninghamellaceae
Product: amino acid kinase
Exons: 1
Coding region: 64-933 (289 amino acids)
Cellular component (GO): cytosol
Molecular function (GO): kinase activity
Source: RefSeq, a predicted model, not a curated record